AUUUUGAGAGAGAGAGAAACAGUGAAUGUGAUGACACAAUAACAUGGCAGCAGUAAUAAAAGACACUGGUGUAAUCUGGAGUAGACUUUUUGAUCACCGGCCAUUUGUUCAUGGUGAAAUAUCAUACUUUGUUCGUGAAUUUGAGGAAAAACGAGGAGAUAGAGAAGUCGAGAGAUUAUUUAAAAUCCUGGAAUAUUCAUCGGAAUUAGAUCAAAGUCAAAUUGACAGAGCAGAACAACUUGGAGACUGUUAUUUACCAAGUCUCAAGGCUAAUACUGAUGUUGCACUGAGUAUGUGCGAGAGAAUUUUAGAAAGAGAAAAUAAAUUUGACAGUGAUAUUGAAUUAGCUGAUAAACGUGAAACAAGAAAAAAACAGUGGGAACAAUUUAUGAAUCAUAUGAGUGAAAAAUGUCGUCAAGUUGAUGAGACAUUUACUGAAAAAGAAGAAAAAUUAACUGAAUUUUAUAUUGAUCUGGAGAAAAAACUCCAGAAUUAAAUCCAAAGAAAUAAAUCAUAAAUA
Molecule: messenger RNA, 520 nt
Organism: Aphidius gifuensis
Lineage: Eukaryota; Metazoa; Arthropoda; Insecta; Hymenoptera; Braconidae
Product: biogenesis of lysosome-related organelles complex 1 subunit 5-like
Exons: 4
Coding region: 44-496 (150 amino acids)
Cellular component (GO): BLOC-1 complex; transport vesicle
Source: RefSeq, a predicted model, not a curated record